AUGGGCAGUACUUCCAACGACUCCCAGUCCGAGAGCCGCGAAGAGCCCCUGUGGCUCCCCUCGGGCGAAAGCCCGGCCAUCAGCUCCGCGAUGUUCACGGCCGGGGUGCUGGGGAACCUCAUUGCGCUGGCGCUCCUGGUGCGCCGCUGGCGGGGGGACUCGGGGCGCAGGAACUCCAUCUCGCUGUUCCACGUGCUGGUGACAGAGCUGGUUCUCACCGACCUGCUUGGGACCUGCCUCAUCAGCCCCGUGGUGCUGGCUUCGUAUGCGCGGAACCGGACUCUGGUGGCCCUGGGGCCGGAGAGGCGCGUGUGCACCUACUUCGCCUUCUCCAUGACCUUCUUCAGCCUGGCCACGAUGCUCAUGCUCUUCGCCAUGGCCCUGGAGCGCUACCUAGCCAUCGGACACCCCUACUUCUACCAGCGCCGAGUCACCCGCCGCAGUGGCCUGGCUGUGCUGCCCACUGUCUACAUAGCCUCCCUGCUCUUCUGCUCCCUGCCGCUGCUGGAUCACUGGAAGUAUGCCCAGUACAGCCCAGGGACGUGGUGCUUCAUCGGACACAAGCAGACCACGUACCUGCGGCUUUACGCCACUCUGCUGCUGUUGCUCAUCAUCGCCGUGCUCGCCUGCAACUUCAGCGUCAUCCUCAACCUCAUCCGCAUGCACCGCCGGGGCAGGAGAAGCCGCUGCGGACCCUCCUUGGGCAGCAGCCACGGGAGAGCGGAAAGGGCAUCCACGGCGGAGGAGACGGACCAUCUUAUUCUUCUGGCCAUCAUGACCAUCACCUUCGCCGUCUGCUCCUUGCCUUUCACGAUUUUUGCAUAUAUGAAUGAAAACUCUUCCCGGAAAGAAAAGUGGGACCUCCAAGCUCUUAGAUUUUUAUCAAUUAACUCAAUAAUUGACCCUUGGGUCUUUGCCAUCCUGAGACCUCCUGUUCUGAGACUACUGCGUUCAGUCCUCUGCUGUCGGGUUUCAUUAAGAACACAAGAAGUGACACAAGCUUCCUGCUCUACACAGUCAAAUGCCAGUAAACAGAUUGACCUUUGA
Budorcas taxicolor (takin) is the source of this 1047-nucleotide messenger RNA. It is a transcript of the gene PTGER2, whose product is annotated as prostaglandin E receptor 2. The record is from RefSeq and is a predicted model, not a curated record. Gene Ontology annotation, molecular function: prostaglandin E receptor activity. Gene Ontology annotation, cellular component: plasma membrane. The transcript has 2 exons. Gene Ontology annotation, biological process: cellular response to prostaglandin E stimulus; positive regulation of cytosolic calcium ion concentration; adenylate cyclase-activating G protein-coupled receptor signaling pathway. Bases 1 to 1047 code for a protein of 348 amino acids. Lineage: Eukaryota; Metazoa; Chordata; Mammalia; Artiodactyla; Bovidae.